This is a messenger RNA of Gaeumannomyces tritici R3-111a-1, 2155 nucleotides long. RefSeq names its product eukaryotic translation initiation factor 4E-1. The transcript has 3 exons. Gene Ontology annotation, biological process: translational initiation. Gene Ontology annotation, cellular component: cytoplasm; eukaryotic translation initiation factor 4F complex. NCBI's taxonomy places the organism in Eukaryota, Fungi, Ascomycota, Sordariomycetes, Magnaporthales, Magnaporthaceae. Gene Ontology annotation, molecular function: RNA 7-methylguanosine cap binding; translation initiation factor activity. Bases 50 to 1288 code for a protein of 412 amino acids. The record is from RefSeq and is a predicted model, not a curated record.
CAGUUGCGCCCACGCUGUUGCGAUCGAGCAAAAAAAUCAUCACUCGUGCAUGGAGCAAACCUUGCAGACUUUUCUUCGACCAUUUUUUUCCCUUCCCCUUUCCUACCCCGACUUAGCCUGGCGCAUAAGUCAAGUCAAACCGCACCUUCCUUCCUCCACAAUAACAUCUUGCCGUGACAAACCACAAAUAGCCACGGUCACUGCUGAUUCUUUGCCCACCUCAACUGCCUUCGAUUCUCUUGCAUCUGUCGGGCCUUCCUGCUCCCGCGGUUUCCGGCCAAACGCCGCAGUCUCCCUCGGCGGAUUGAUUGCCCCACCCACGCGCCUUCUCCCACCAAAAACGACUCUCAGCGAAUUUGCGCCUUGCAUCAACCAAGCCGCCUCCGAACCUCCGCUAGAAAGGUGGCCAAACGCAGCCCGCCCUUCGCCCGUCUCUUCUCGACACCCCUUGAUCCUCGCUGGAGAACUGGUCCAGCACUCUGUCCGCUCUGCGCAUCAUCGUCCCCGCACCGAAUCUCAUCGCCCUCGCCCCCGUGUGACCACAAACAUGUCCACCCAGGUCGACCUCUCGACAAUCCCCAUCUCUCCUGAUGGGGACAACGGCCCUUCGUCCUCUAGCGUGGACAAGGAGAUCACAGUCUUCCACGACCAGAACAACUUCAACGUCAAGCACCCGCUGAUGCACAACUGGACUCUGUGGUUUACCAAGCCUCCUAGCGGCAAGGGCGACAACAACUGGAACGAUCUGCUGAAAGAGGUCAUCACUUUCAACUCGGUCGAGGAGUUCUGGGGUAUCUAUAACAACAUUGCCCCCGUCUCGGAGCUGGCGCUCAAGUCCGACUACCACCUGUUCAAGGAGGGCGUUCGGCCAGAGUGGGAGGACUCUCAGAACAAGCAUGGCGGCAAGUGGUCGUACAGCUUCAAGGAUAAGCGCAGCAUCGGCAUCGACGAGCUAUGGCUUCACACGAUGCUGGCCGCCAUCGGCGAGACCCUGGAGGGGGAGGAUGACGGCGAGGUGAUGGGCGUGGUCGUCAAUGUGCGCAAGGCUUUCUACCGUGUCGGUGUCUGGACACGGUCCACCGGCAAGUCUAUCCCUGGUCGCGGCGAGGGUGAUGUUGCUGGCGGCAAGGGCCGUGCACCCGAGAAGAGUAAGGGCAUCCUCAUGGAUAUCGGCAAGCGUUUCAAGGAGGUCCUCAAGCUGCCGCCCAACGAGAUCAUCGAGUUUUCGGGCCACAACGAUGCCGCCCACAGCGGCAGCACGGGGGCCAAGGCGAAAUUCACCGUCUAAGACACGUCCCGGAUGAGCGAUUGACUCUUCGCACCCUGCUUUGAGCGUGGCCCGGGGCUGGAUGGAUCAUGUGACUGUUCGUCACCACCCGGCUCCGAUCUUAUAUCAUUUUUCUCUUUGCUUUUUGACCAAAACUCAAGGUUUCUGCGCAAGCUCAUGUCUCCUAUCUCACUGCACAAUUAGGACACACAUACCACCCGGGAAUAUCAAUUUCGAGGGCUUUCACUUUUCACGGGCUUUUCAGCAUUGUCCAUGCACUAACCGUGUUCUUGUUUUACCCCCAUCCUCCUUGUUUUCUCACUCCUCAUUGUAUUCCCCGCGAUUCUAUCUCUGGAUCACUUGGAUGUGCUGCUGGAUGUCUGGCUUGACGAGACGAGGCGACGAGAAUUGCGAAAAACAAAGCAUUUAGCAGCCUCCAAAACGCCGAGGUACCGAUAUGGGAAAGGGCCAUCCACUCAGGUGUCUAGGCGUUGCGUGUGCGCACCUACCAGGUAGAGGCACAUAUGUAAUAGGGGACUAGGGCGACUGGGCUUUUUUUUUUCUUUUUUGCGCGCUGUGAUAGCUGAAGUUUAGCAAACACUCACACUCGCAUGGUGCGAUGAACUCGCAAGAAAGCCGGGAAUGUUUCAUCUUCAACGAUAUGCGCUCACCGGGCACAUUGUGCUUUUCCCCAUGGUGCCAGCGGACGAGGCUCAAGGCGAAGUAAAAGAGGAGACUGGACAGGUAGCUAUCUGCCCGUGUUGAGAUCUUCUGGAGUAGGUAACUGCCUACCUUUAGACACAAAACAAAUCGGUUGAACAUUCUAGCUUACCUAGUUCUAUCCAAGUAUUUUCAUCUAACCCUCGAUAUUGUACAAGCAACACCCGA